CAUUCCACGCAGCCUCCGCGCGGGGUCUCCCAGAAUGCAGCGCGCUGGCGGGAGGUUUGGAAACUUCGGGCUCUGCACCUGCGUGGGUUUUCCUGAACGUAGCUUGAUUAAGGAUUAAAAGCAUCAACUGGAAUCAAUUUGCAUUUGAAAAUUGGAUCAGCACAAAGACUUGAUAUUGUGGAAUGCCUAGUAAACAAGCAAUGUCAUCUAAAGAACAAGAGAGGCUCUUGUGUUAUAAUGGAGAAGUCCUUGUUUUUCAGUUGUCUCAAGGAAAUUUUGCAGAUAAAGGACCUGCAAAACCAUCCACAUUACAUGUCAAAAGAAUGGUGUUUGAUAGAGAAACAAGAACAUUUGUUCUGAAGUCCACUGGGUUCUUUAGCAUGAGAAAAGAAUACUCUCAUUUAAAAAUUCUAUGUUGCAACUGUGUGUCAAAUUUCAAAACUGGAAUUAACCUCCCUUACAUUUUGAUAAGAAGCAAUAAAAAUAACAUUUUCAAAUAUUUUCUACUGUGUCUUCACAGUAACAAUAGAUUUGAAAAGCAUUUGACUUUUAAACUAUCCCAUGAGUUGAAGGACAGCAUAAGGGUUCUUAAUGGCCCUUUAAUUUUAUGGCAAUAUGUCAAAACAUUGUACUGUAUCUCUUCCCAUACUCGCAAUGUAAUUAGUGUGUCGGUUAACUUUUCCUCUAUUGAAUGGGCAGGGGAGAUUGGAAAUCUAGGUAUAGUUUUAUUGGGACUAACAGAAUGUGAUUCGUCUGAGGAAGAAUGCAACCAAAAGCCCUCAGAAUCUGAUUUUGCAAUUCAGAAUACCAAAUUUUGUGUAUAUUCUCUUGAAAAUCAAGAAGUGUUAAGUGAUACAUAUAUUAUCCCUCCUGCUUAUAGCAGUGUGGUAACUUGUGUGCAUGUCUGCACAACUGAGAUUGUCAACAACCAGUUUAGAAUGUCUCUGAUUGCCCUUACUCAAAAGAAUCAGCUGAUUUCAUUCCAAAAUGGGACUCCUGAACGUUUGUGUCAGCUUCCAUUUGAAGAUCCUUGUGCUGUUCAGCUUCUGGAUUCAGGUGAAGGAAACCUCUUUUUCAUUGUAUCAUUUAGGUCCAAUGAUGCUUGUGCUGUUUGGAAAAAGAACUUUCAGAUUGCUGCUAAGUGGGAAAAACUUAACUCAGUACUGAUAGAUGACUUUGUUGGAACUGGAACUGAACAAGUACUGCUCCUUUUUAAGGACUCCUUGAACUCAUUUAAAAUAACAAAUCUUGACAAAAUAAAUUAUUCAAGUCACCCAUUGAAUUGUAAUGAAGAUGAUUUAUUUGAAGACCAACCAGAACACUGUUAUUUGAUGAUUCCACCAUUGGAAAAAAGAUUAAAAGUUGGUUUGGCUUCUGUUCAGGAAUUACAGCAGCAUCUCUUGCUUAAGGAGAAAAUUAUUUCGAAAUCUUGGAGAGCUUUAAUAAAUUUGGUUCAAGGGAAAGAUGAUAGUACAUCAAGUGCAGAGGAGGGAUAUCUUGUUCCUUUUUGUGGUGAAGAAGAAAAGUGUGUUCAUACCUCUGAUGAAAAGUUACCAGACAAUUUUCAAGAUCCAGAACAGCUAGUAGAGAAGUUGUGGUACCGUGUCAUGGAUGAUAGCUUAAUCGUUGGAGUGAAAACAUCAUCUUUGAAGCUGUCCCUGAAUGAGGUGACUUUAUCGCUGAUAAUGGAGCAAGCCUGUAACUCCAGCUUUCGGCUUAUUAAAUGUGAAAAUAGAGUGAUUAAGUUGAGCACAGAUUCUUUCCGAGCACCACACUUGAUGCCACAAGAUGAAAUAGGAUCAGAAGCUAAAAGGAUCAAGUUGACCUCUGAUAGUAAGGAAGAAGAAAGGUCUGCUUGUGAACAACCAUCUAUGAAAACAUAUGUACAGAUAUUUACUGCUAUAACAUCUCUUUCACCACUUUUAGCAUUCAAUAAAUUUUGUUGCAUUGUGCUGCUACACAUUAGGGAGAGAGAAAAUGGUAGCUGUCCUAAAGAUCAUUAUAUUCCAUGUGGCAGACUUUUUUUAAGUAUAGAAGAUCUUUCAAGUGGGAAAUACUUAAUGUUUCCAAAGAAGAAACCCAUAGAGGACAUGGAAGACCUUUUUGCACUUCUCACAACUUUGCACAAAUCUUGUAUUCAAGUCAUUUCACCUGCCUAUUCCCUGAAUUCAAUGAAGAUGUGGCUCUUAGAUUGCAUGAAAUGUGAAGUAAUCAAAGAAUUUCCAGAAAUGUGCUUUUGUAAAAGGCCAAGAAGUUUGUAUGGGACAGUCUUCAGUUGGAAACAAAGAACCCCAUUUGAAGGCACUUUAACAGUCUAUUCCAGGAAUCAAACAGUUUUGUUCCAGUGCCUUCGUAAUUUCAUCAGAGUUCUCCCUAUAAAUUGUUCCUUCAAAAAUUUAAAAUUAGAAAAUGAGGAUUUCCUAGUUGAUCAUUUGGCAUUGACUUUGGAGAAGGAACUGGUUACCCUUGGUUCUCUUUCUUCUUCUGCUUUAGCUAAGGUUGAAAGCAACUUUGUACAGAUGUGUGAAGCAAACACAGGAAAGAGUAGUGUCAUGGCUGCUUCAACGGACAGGAAGGAAAAAAUCCGUUUGUGCAGAGAAGAAGUUCAGCGAGAAAAGAAAAUGUUGGAAAGGAACCUAAAAGUGAGUGGUGUCCUUUAUAGAGAGAUGACUUUAAAAUUGGUUGAGAUUCAGUUGCAGUCAGACCUCACUGCACAGAAACUAACCAGUUUAUAAUCACAAUUUCAGUGUGAUCAUACUUGAAAUUGUUUUCACUGCCAUCAAUUUUGGUUAUGCUUUAUAUGCCCCUUUUUAAAAAUAUUGAGGCUCAUUGCAGUUCUUUUAGUUUUGAUGAUGCACAAAAUAGUAUUCCUUAGAGAGUGGCAGUUUUCAAGUGGGGCUAUUUUGCCUUCCUCUGCUCCCACCUUCCAUUGCAAGGAUCAUUUAACUGUGUCUGGAGGCAUGUUUUUGUUUGUUUGUUUGUUUGUCAGAAGUUGUAGGGUAGCAUAUCAUAUGGACAAUCAUAAAAACCAAAACAAGAAACUAAUACUAGGGAUAUUGUGGCUGGAUAAUUCUUUGUGUUGGGGAGCUGUCCUGUGCAUGUAGUAGGAAUUUUAGCACCAUCCUUACUUCUUCUACCUUCUAGGGAUAGAUAGAAUGUACUGUGGGCAUCUAGUGGGUAGUACUCCAUGACAUAAUUACCCAUUCCCAAAUGUCAAUAAUGCAGAGAUUGAAGAAUCCUGUAUUUACCACUGAAGUGAAGACAGAUAUAGUAGUAUUUUUUUAUCUAAAUCUUUUUAAAAAAUUUAAUCCUUUGCUUAUAUUCUGCUUAGUAAAACCUAGCAUGUAAAAAAAAUUCAAAUGAAUAAAUUAAGCAAGAUUGUCAGGAUUCACAGGUUUCUGUAAAUAUUAAGCUCCUUUAGGAAGUUAAAUGACAGAGUAUCUGAAUGCCAAUUUUUGAAACACUUGUUAAUUUAAAUUUUAUUAGAGAGCUGCUCUGAAAUUGUGUAAGUCUAUAGGAAUGUAAAAAUUGUAGGGCAUUUUUCUGAAAGGCACAUCCUUUCAAAAGGCUAAGUAUAUCUCACAGAUCACGAUUAAAAAUAAAAUUGAAAAUGCUUUUAAGCCAUCUGAAAUUCCAACUCUAGGUAAAGGUAAAAUAUAAAAUUGCAACUAAAAUAAUUUAAAGAAUAUGGUGCUCCUUAGGGACAGAGAGAUUUAGAAAUAAGUGAAAAUUCACUCAAUAAAGAAGUGAUUUAUAAGGGAUACACUGAGAGACAUUUCAAAGGGAUAAAAAUUGAACCUAGUCUUUUUUCUUUUUUUGAAAAAUAAGAAUUUUUGACUAAUAACAGUGUCAGGAGAAAGAAAAGACACCAAAAGGUAUGAGCAGGAAGAAAUGUUCCUGAUCCUUUUUACUCUAAAAUCCUUAAGUGAGAUGCAAGUUUCCAUCUCAGUUGAAAGAAAUACAGAUGAUUAUAGGAAGUGGCAUCUCAUGCUUGAAGCUAUGAAGUGCUUAUUCCCCCUAUGCCAUAGAAGUGCUUGUGUCUAAUGAUCUGGUGAUAUAAAUGUUUUUUGGAGAAUAUAGGAUAUUAGUUUCUUGUCUUGGUUUUUAUGAUUGUUCGUAUAAUAUACUACCUCUUUUUGAAAGUCCAUUGGCAAUUGAGAUAGAACUCUACAGCCCUAUUUCUAUGAAAUCCCAUUGGAAAAUAUUUCAAAUGUUCUGCAGAUGGAAAUGGAAUAAAUUCAGGAUUAAUUAUAGAAAUCUGGAAAUAGUAUGUAUUAUUUGUUAUCUUUUGAAACUGACCAGGUCAAGUUCUGAAAGAACAAACAAGUAUAAAAUACAGUAACCAAUUGUAAAAUUGAGGCUGUCAAAUACUUAACAGUAUUUAAUUUUGAUAGUUUAUCUGUAGAGAAAAUUGCGAUACUAACAAAUAGCACAUUACAUAUUUUUAUUUAUAAAUAACAGUCAGUACUAUAUGUGAGUGUAUGUACAUACACCAAACACCUUUUUGACAAGUGAGUUUUGUAUUUUAGUAUGCUUUUCCUACUAACUGCAAAGUAGACAAGCCUAAGUUUGAGGAGUUGACACCCUUUCAUUUUCAAGAUUAAGCUGUAUUUGCAUCUGUAAACAAAUCCCAUUGACCUCUACCCUGUUUACAAAUCUGAGGUUCCUCUCAAAAAUAUAUUCCUCCCAAAUUUAUAGUGCUAAAUUCAAACCAAAUUUUUUUUUUUUAGGAAUGGAGCUCUCCAUAGUUUUCAGCAAAAUAAUCAUCUAUUGGCUUCUGACUCCAUUAACUAAGGAAUAUGUUCAACCCAAUGUAUAUUCAGUUCAGUAACUAUGCUUAGUAAAGGGGCAAGUAAUGUACAGUUUAUUGACUGUCAGCCUCUAUAUCAAAGAGUAACCAUGAAACAUACACUCAUGUGAGCAUGCAUGUGGAUGAACACACACACAAAUACACAUACAUACACACACAUGCAAUUUGUAUAUACACAUGGUUAAUUCUUCACAGCAGUCCAUGAAGUAUAGUUAUUAGUGUUGUCCUCAAUAUGAAAAAAAAUGUUAAAUUAAGGGGAUGCCUAAAAACACCUUGAUCCUGUAUCCUUGUUGUGAAUUAUUUUAAUAACAGCAGAAGGGCUGGGGAUAUAGCUCAGUUGGUAGAGUACUUGCCCUUGCAUGCACAAGGUCCUGGGUUCAAACCCCAGCAUCACACACAUGCACACACACACACACACACACACACACACACACACACACACACACACAAAACAAAAACAAACAAAAAAGCAGAUACUUUAAGAAAUUUAAUAAUAUGCAAGUGAAUCAUAUUGUUGUAAUAACAUCUCUUUAUACCAUUUACAAUUGACCAAGUUUUUCCCCAGUGUCAGAAAGGAAAAGAUGUAGUUUACAUCUCUAUUUACUCUCUCCAAUAAAAUAAAAAAUUGAACUGUUUAGGCUAGAAGCCUGUGUAGAGCUUUCCUUCCUUCCUUCCUUCUUCCCUCCCUCUUUCCUUCCCUUUUUUCUCUCUCCCUCCCUUCCACCUGGAUAGUACUAGACAUUGAGAGGAAUCCUUUUUUGUUUUGCAAAAACAUUAUUUUCUGUGCUCAGAAUUUAAGAGUGUAAUAUCUUUCUUGGAUAACUGUAUCUUGUGGAACUUUAGGCUUUUACUUCUAAAGACAGCCUCGUGCAGUGGAAUGAAUGUUAACACAUAAACAGUAUACUUAAUUGAAUUCUUUAGGGGUUUGUUCUGUUUUCCAUUUUUGAAUUUUCUAUAUCUACUACUUGAAUUGCUUACUGCCUCAACAAAAUAAUGCUCUCCUAUAAAACCUGCUGUUAUGCAUAUUUUUGCAGUGCUGAGUCUAGUUACUUUUUAAACACUGUUUUAGUAAUCCUGUCAAUUUGACUUUUUGUUUAGUAGGAUGCCAGGUCCUGUUUGGGUGCUGAACUUUCAUAAAGGCAUUACAUUAGAUAACCAUAGUCUCUUCUUUUUAGAUUUUUUUUUCCUGUGCCAUACUCAUGAGCAGCUGUGUUGGACAAAGUACCUGGGCAUGUAAUUAUAGUUAAACAUCGCGGCCCUGGGUUCAGCUAGAGGGUUUACCAUCCUUAACUUCAUUUUUAAUUAUCUGUUUCCCCACAGCAAUAGCCACUUACGUCAGAAUAUAAGUGGUGUUAUGGCGAAUAAAGCAUACCGUUAGUAAUUAGUCCAAACAUUUAGCUGGAUACCAUUUAGUCAGGAGAUAAAAGUAUAGCAUGCUCUGUUGAUUGCCCCUUGCACAUCUUAUUUCUCCUCGUUUUUUCAAUACCAGAACUCUCAUUCAUGAAACUUUCUUUCCCACUGGUUGCAUAAUUGGGGAGGUGGACCCCAAUUCUAAGCCUGUCAAUAUAACACCUUUCAUUGACAGUCAUUAUUGAUCUGGUGCAAGACCACUCCAUUGGGACUAGUCAUAUUGAAGUGAAGGACUUGGUUCUUUGUUGAGGAAGAGACACUUGCUAGAAGUAAGUUGUUCUAAUUUUAAAAUUUGAGAGUUAUGUUAGAGUCACAAGGAAAUUAAAUCUCUGAGUGAAUUUGACACCAGACCUCAACAUUUUUAUUGUUGUACCCCUGAAUCAAACCUAAAUUCUGCUUUUUCCCUGGAUUGCUGAUUGCUUCAGAAAAAAAGAUCCUCAUGACAGAAAUCAGAGUUUCUGCUACUUGCAGCUGAAAUUGUUUCAAACUGCUAGAAAUUGGGAAAAGAAUUUUAGAGAAUAAAGCACAUGGAGUACAACAACAGAAACCAUUUACUACAAAAACAGAAUGCUUUUACAUUUAAAAAGCAUGCCUACCCUGAUUUCUGGGUAGUGACUCACUUCCCCUUCUCUAAGUUUAUAAUUCAAACUACUAUAUAUUUGAUAGCAGUGUAUACUUGAAAUAGAAGUUUUAAGUUUUUAAAAUUUAUCUUAUUUUUUUUUCUUUGUAUUAGGCCAUUCCAGUUGUUUUCUUAUGCCUUCCUUAUUGGGGUAAAGGCAUAUGUCUGAUUCUUUAACCUAUUUCUCAGUAUUUCCUAUUUUAUUUUAUUAUUUUUUUUUUAUUUUUUAGGGCUGGGGA
Ictidomys tridecemlineatus (thirteen-lined ground squirrel) is the source of this 7078-nucleotide messenger RNA. RefSeq names its product FA complementation group B (gene Fancb). Gene Ontology annotation, cellular component: Fanconi anaemia nuclear complex. Gene Ontology annotation, biological process: replication-born double-strand break repair via sister chromatid exchange; interstrand cross-link repair; negative regulation of double-strand break repair via homologous recombination. Lineage: Eukaryota; Metazoa; Chordata; Mammalia; Rodentia; Sciuridae. The record is from RefSeq and is a predicted model, not a curated record.